Encephalitozoon romaleae SJ-2008 is the source of this 2040-nucleotide messenger RNA. RefSeq lists its product as hypothetical. The transcript has a single exon. Gene Ontology annotation, cellular component: Cdc73/Paf1 complex. The record is from RefSeq and is a predicted model, not a curated record. Gene Ontology annotation, biological process: regulation of DNA-templated transcription. Bases 1 to 2040 code for a protein of 679 amino acids. Gene Ontology annotation, molecular function: RNA polymerase II complex binding. NCBI's taxonomy places the organism in Eukaryota, Fungi, Microsporidia, Unikaryonidae.
AUGGUUAUUAAAAUUUCUACUGGAGAUGACGAAAGUAUUGAAUUUGAUGCCGAGAAUCCUCCUCUUGGCUCGAAGUUUGAUGAACUAUUAAAGGUUCUAGAGGAUGGUAAGGUCCCUGUAUCCGUACAAUACAAAAUAACGCAUGGAUAUAGAAGACAUCCAGAGCUUGCUAUGAAAAUACUCGAUCAAUUGAGUAGAAUGGAUGACAAGGAUUAUAACACUUUGUUGCUUCUCCUUGCAUGCAAGCUCCAGGCUGGAAUGGAUGGGAUUGAUGUGGUACAAAGGAUGGAGCUCUUUGAGUCUCCUGUAUUUGAUAUUCUUAAAGGAUUUGCUUCUCUAAGGAAGAAAAGCUAUGAUGGUGCGCUGUUUCUGUUUGGAAAGGCAAGGUUUUCUCUUGGGAUCCAGAUAUGCAAUUAUUAUCUCGGAAGUAUUGGGGAGGCCAAAAGGUUCGAUGACAAAGUUUUGAAGGGAUAUUGCCUUCUAAGGGAAGCCAAAGGUAAUGAAGAUCUCGACGAAGUUAGGCGAUUGUUUAGGGAUGCAGGCAAGAAAGACCUUUUGUUUGGACUUGGGUUUGGGGAUGAAUAUGAAGACAAGGAGAAUAUUGAUGUGAAGAUGAGACUAGUGGGAGAACUCGUCGACAGAGAAGAAUUUUCAAAAGCACAAGAAAUGAUGGAAACCAUGCCGAAGUGCGCUGAGGUUCUAUAUUUAAGAGGAAAGAUAGAACACAAGAAAGGGGAUCUUGAGAAUGCGAAGAAAUAUUACAUGGAAAGUCUUGGGUAUGAUAGAAGCUUUUUUAAGAGCGAGUACAAUCUUCAGAGAAUAGUUCAGGAUAAGAUAGGGGGAGGUUACUAUCCAUGCAGUGAGUUCUGCGACUUCAAGGCCUACCUCAGCCUCAAGAAUGAAACAAGUGACAUGAAUCUGGACGGGUGCAGCGAGGACUUUCGAAAUGUAAUACUAGCCGUGGUUGGGGAUGGGAUGAGAAGAACAGACACUCUGGUAAGAAGGUACAUGAAGCUUAUAGGAAAUCCAUGGAUCGAGAAUUUUGUGGUUAUGAACAAUAUCGGAUAUUCCCUAUGUAGGAAUGUAAGACCUUUUGAAGAAUACGAGGAAAAGCUAGAAGGGAACGAUAGGUUUCUUAUUGGAUCUAUCGGGAUAGACAGAGAAGAUCGAAGAUGUUUGAUUGAUGGAAAGAUGAUUGAGGACAGAGUAAAGGAAGCAGAGAAGUACCUUCUCAGGGCAUUAGACGAGUGUCCCGAUGAAUACAAGGAGGUGAUAAGAUAUAACCUUGGAUAUGUAAUGGAAGACAGAGAGUUACUAACGGAGCUAUCAUUAAAAGAAGCAAGGCAACUCCUGUCAGUUGAAGGAGAAGGGAUAUCUUCCAUCCCCAACGAACUUGAACUGGUAGGCUUCUACCACAUGAAAAGAAAAGAAUUCAAGCUAGCAAAAAAGAUAUUCCAGAAGCUUGACACAUUGUACAGCAGCAUUGGACUUGGGAAUAUAUAUAUUAGAGGCUUCUGCAAGGACAAGGACAGUUCUGCAUUGGGAAAAGCCAUGAAAGCGUUUUCAAGGGGGCUUAAGUCUUAUUAUUGUGGAAAUGGGGUUGGAAUAUGUCUUGCACUGAAAGGAAGGCUAGAAGAGGCUAUCAAUAUUUUUAAUAAUGUGGCGAUUGACUGGGCAGGAGGAUAUGUAAAUCUUGGGAAUGCCUUGAUUCUUUGUAAAAGAUACAAGGAGGCCAUGGAUGUUUUUUCGAAGAUUUCCUUGAUGAGGUAUUCUCGUGAAAUGCUUGAAAAACUUUGCAAGGUUGUUCAUGAGAUUGACGGAUAUAGAUUGUGCAUGGAUGCCGGAAUACCUGGUGCCAAAGAAAAGUUGUUUGAGCUCCUGGUUGAGCAGAACCGUUUAGAAGAGGCGGAGAAGCUGAGGGUCUUAGACCAAAGGCUUAUGAAAAUGUAUGAUGAAAAGAAAGAAGAGGAAAGGAGAAGGAAGGCUGAGUUAAAGAGGAAAGCCGAGGAAAUGAGGGAAUAUAGGAAGAGAAGAAGAUAA